UAUUGUGUAGAUUUAAAUACUUGAAAAUAUUUGAAGGCAAACGAAAAACAUGAAUGGAUUAUUUUCGAGUUUAUCAGAGAAAGGAGUUAUGGGAUCAUUAUAUCAUUAUACAUAAAGUAUUAUAUUCUAAAAAAUGCAAUACGAAAAAUAACAAGUGUUUAAUAUGAAAAAAGCAAUUUUUUCGGUGGUGACAUAUUAAAAAGGGCAUCGCAAUAAAUAAUUAUAUUGAUAUAAAAUAUAUUCAGGAAAGACAACUCGUACUGAACAAUUACGCAUAGCGUUGAAGGGAGACAAUCAUCUCUCGUUCCGCGGUCAAGGUUACACACACACAAGCCAUCUUUUCGCUGUCUCGUGAACGAUCAGGCCCAGCGGAAAACUAUAUUUUGGAAUUAACCUCGGAAAAAGUUUAAGUCAGACUUCUUCAGUCAACAACAUGACUGGAUGCUGCCCAUUAUGGACCAGCCAGAGCUGACACAGGUUGGGUUCCCCGUGGACCUAGGCUACUAUCAGGCCAUGGACUCUAUGCCCGGUCUGGCCUCCUCACCCUACCCCAGCCCAAACAUGAUGCAGCCCAUCGCCAGCCCCAGCACACCUGGUGGGUCCUCCUACACGAGUGGGAGGAAACGGAAAGGCCAGAACUAUGAUGUCUCGUCAUUUGAAGGGGAUGACGAUGAGGACUCAAUGGACCCUGAAAACACAAAAAAGUAUGCAAGACAGAAUCACAGCGAGAUCGAGAAGCGCCGGCGUGACAAGAUGAACACGUACAUCAUGCAGCUCUCUACCAUGCUGCCCAUGUGUAGUUCCAUGAACCGAAAAUGUGACAAGCUCACUGUGCUGAGAAUGGCCGUGCAACAUAUGAAGGCACUCCGAGGUUCGUCUACAUCAUUCCCUGAGGCGAUGCACAAACCUUCGUUCCUGUCUGAUCAGGAGGUGAAACAGAGCAUCCUUGAGGCUGCUGAUGGUUUUCUGUUCGUGGUAGGAUGUGACAGAGCCAGGAUAUUAUUUGUAUCUGAGUCCGUCAGCAAUAUUCUGCAAUACACAAGGAACGAGCUUAUAGGGCAGAGCUUGUUUGAUUUCAUCCAUCCCCGGGAUAUCUCAAAAGUGAAGGAGCAGUUUUCAUCAUCCGACCUGGCACCUAGGGAGCGGCUCAUUGAUGCCAAAACAUUGAUGCCAUUGAAGACUGAGUUACCACAGUGCCCCACCCACUUGUGUUCAGGAGCACGACGCUCCUUUUACUGCCGCAUGAAGUACCGCAUCGAUAAUGGCGAGCAGUCUAAGUCAGGUCUUAAGUACGAGAAAGAAGACUUGGAAUAUGUACAUAGAAAACGGAAAUCAGACCAAAAAUCUUACAUUGUGAUACACUUUACUGGCUACCUGAAGUCGUGGCCUACAUCAAAAAUAAACAUCACUGGUGACGAUGAUUAUGAUGACUCCUCGAACAUCUUAAGUUGCUUAGUGGCCGUUGGGCAAAUACGGACGUCUUUUAAUCAGCCAGUUCAGUGACCUCUUGUUCUGUGAAUGGUUCAGGGAAUACUUCAAGUUAUCCAGACAGGAUUUACGGCCAGUGGAAUACAUGUUUCGAAUUUCUGUGGAUGGAAAACUAACGUUUAUUGACCAGGCAACAACAGUUGUGCUGGGUUAUCUCCCUCAGGAACUGAUUGGCACAUCAGUGUACGAGUAUUAUCAUCAGGACGACCUCACCAGGAUGGCAGAAAUUCAUAGAAAAUUGCUUAAAACAAAGGAAAAGUUGCAGACUGGGUUGUAUCGAUUUAAGGCAAAGAAUGGGUCAUUCCUCCCUGUGCGGUCAACUAGUUUUAGCUUUAGAAAUCCGUGGACCAAAGAUGUGGAAUAUAUAGUCUCCACAAACACAUACGUUCCGACUGAGGAAGUGAGCAGUUCAUGCCCAGGCUAUGACUAUUUUCUCUCCAUUGACACUGACUGCUCCACUACAGAUUGCUCU
Molecule: messenger RNA, 1960 nt
Organism: Dreissena polymorpha
Lineage: Eukaryota; Metazoa; Mollusca; Bivalvia; Myida; Dreissenidae
Product: aryl hydrocarbon receptor nuclear translocator-like protein 1
Exons: 12
Coding region: 442-1503 (353 amino acids)
Biological process (GO): regulation of transcription by RNA polymerase II
Cellular component (GO): cytoplasm; transcription regulator complex; aryl hydrocarbon receptor complex
Molecular function (GO): RNA polymerase II cis-regulatory region sequence-specific DNA binding; protein dimerization activity; DNA-binding transcription factor activity, RNA polymerase II-specific
Source: RefSeq, a predicted model, not a curated record